AUGACUGCUUUUCCUAUAAAUUUGAAGGUAGCAGCUUUGUUGCAAAUAUCAGAGAGAUUUCUGAAAAAUUUGGUUCAUCUGCUUUACGAGAGCAACUUCUUUCUCAAACUCUUAAGGGAAAAGAAUAUUAACCCACUGGACAUUCAUCGAGGAAUCUAUCGCAGGCUGCAGCAUAAAAGAGUUCUUAUCGUUCUUGAUGAUGUAAAUGAAUUAGAACAAUUAGAAACAUUAGCAGGUGAUCGUGAAUGGUUUGGUCCUGGAAGUAGAAUCAUUAUAACCACUAGAGAUGAACAUCUGCUAAUUGCUCAUUUUGUAAAAAUAAAAAUAUACAGGGCCAAGGAUUUAGUUUCCAAGGAAGCUCUUCAACUUUUUAUUUUGGGUUCUUAUGUCUGUGGUAGAAGUGUAAAUGAGUGGAGAAGCGCACUCAAAAAGCUUAAAGAAAUUCUUGACAGGAAAGUUUUUGAUGUACUCAAAAUAAGUUAUGAUGGUCUGGAGGAAACAGUAAAGAACAUUUUCCUAGAUAUUGCAUGUUUCUUUCAUUUGAGGAAAGUAACCCUAGUGACUGAAAUACUAGAGGCUUGUGGUUUUUACCCAGAAACUGGAGUUUGA
Pistacia vera is the source of this 609-nucleotide messenger RNA. RefSeq names its product disease resistance protein RPP4-like. The record is from RefSeq and is a predicted model, not a curated record. Gene Ontology annotation, molecular function: ADP binding. NCBI's taxonomy places the organism in Eukaryota, Viridiplantae, Streptophyta, Magnoliopsida, Sapindales, Anacardiaceae. Bases 1 to 609 code for a protein of 202 amino acids. The transcript is spliced from 2 exons. Gene Ontology annotation, biological process: defense response.